Messenger RNA from Stegostoma tigrinum, 4384 nucleotides. It is a transcript of the gene ccdc66, whose product is annotated as coiled-coil domain containing 66. Gene Ontology annotation, molecular function: microtubule binding. NCBI's taxonomy places the organism in Eukaryota, Metazoa, Chordata, Chondrichthyes, Orectolobiformes, Stegostomatidae. Gene Ontology annotation, biological process: cilium assembly. Gene Ontology annotation, cellular component: cilium; microtubule. The record is from RefSeq and is a predicted model, not a curated record. The transcript is spliced from 19 exons. Bases 118 to 3234 code for a protein of 1038 amino acids.
GUCCGGGUAACAACGGUGUGGAGUUUAUGACGUAAGGGGCUCUCAUCGAGCGGUUGCUCUUCAUUUAGUGGAGCGUUCAGCUUCCGUUCUCCAAUCAACUCGCAUGACGAAUGUGCCAUGAAUUUGGGGGAUGGUUUGAAACUUGAAACACAUUUUUUUAAUGGAAAACCUAAGUUAAUUUUAGCACCUUAUGAUGCUUCAUCAAAAGAUAUUAAGAGGAUAAAGUGCAAGAAUAGGACGACAACUCACCAGUUGAGAUCUAAAGUUUUACAAGAAGUUCCUUCAACUCCUGAAUGUAAUUCAAAGACUGAGAGGCUAUUAUUGAAACAUGCUGUACCUAACACUACUGUUGGAUCUGGGAAAGGAGCAAACACAAAACAGUUGACUGUAGACAAAAAAACUGAUAAAAGUAAAAGCAACAAUGAAACAGUUCCUAAAAAUGGGCAAUCUGGAAAUAAAACUACUGUGAAGAAACUUGUUACAACCAAGCAACAGCCAACAAAGAAGCAAAAGAUCUCCUCUGCGGUGUUAAAAGAGAGCUUGGUAUGUCUGACCCAAGAGCAACUCCAACAAAUUCUUGCAUCUAUAAGUCAAGUGAAUGGAAAUUUCAACCAAAACCUGCAGAGAGUCAAGCAUACUGAGCCAGAUAAAAAGGUUAAGGAAGCUGAGGCCAUAUGUAAAGAGCUUAAAGGGAAAGAUAAUGCAACUCUACCAAAGGGAUUUUGCUGUACUGAUAAUGAGGCUUCAAAGGACAAUAAUUCAUCUCAAAAUGUACAAGCCACUAGUAAACCUCUAGCAAAUGUUGAGCAAACAAACUCUAUGCAAACUGAUAAGACAGUGGUUGUUAGCACAUUCAACCAAGUCAGAGAUGGUCUGUUCAGGCACCUCGGAGAACGAGAGAAUGAAAGGGAUCAGUUGGAAGCCAAGAGACUCCAGUGGAAAAAAGAACUAGAUGAACAGGUGGCUUUAAAGAAACUGCUAGCAAAAGAUAAUGCAACAUCUGAAGUUCUAGAGUGGAAUCCAUGGGGACGACCCGGUGCAGGAGCACCCAUGCGAUCAAAAACCGAGAAGAUAAUUACAAUAAAGUCACAAGCAACGUUACCAGCUGCAUCUGGCCCAUGUGCUGACAGUCGAGUGAUUAGCACUGCCCCCACUGCAGUGAACACUGUGGAUAUAAACAUUCCUUCAGAUCACAAUGUCGGUAAAGCUUCAAGCUUUAGUUUUCCAGAUUUACCUGCUGCCAUCCGUUCAGCUUUUGUUCUUGGGGAAUCUGCACCACUAGAUCACCCUUUCAGUGCAGAAAAACGUGAACAACAAAAGAGGUGGCUGCAAGAACUGAAUCAACAAAGAGAGGAAAUAAAAAUUAGAAAGCUGCAAGAAAAGUUAAAAUAUUCAGAGGGUGAUGACCAUAACAGAUGGGCUAUGCACUUUGAUUCUUACCAGAAGAAACCUGAGCAGCAGACUCCAAUUUAUGUGAACACUUCUGGAUCAGCACUGGAAAAAUCUUCUGAAUCAACACUGGAAAAGUCUUCUGAAUCAUCUGAGUUACAGCAGUUUCCCACUCAUGCAGUUCCUGUAAUCAGUCACCAUAACUCUUCAGCUAGAGAAAACAUCAGCGGAUUUAUGGGACCUGAUGUGCUGUCUAACCCACAGAAGACCAGCUUUUUGCGAUCAAUGACUGCCUUAUUAGACCCAGCACAGAUUGAAGAACGAGAUUUGCGUCGAAAAAAGCAACUGGAACACCAGAAAGCUAUAGCCAUCCAGGUAGAGGAGCGCCGCAGACAGAAGCAGCUGGAAGAAGAUCAGAAAAGAGAAGAAGAACAAAAAGAAGAACUUCGUUUGGCAAAGGAGAGAGAGAGGUUGAGACAACAGUAUGAGGAAGAAACUAGAGCACAAAGGGAAAAGGAAGAAUUCCAUAAUCGCAAAACCAACAUGCUUUAUGAAACUGUACAGAGGGCACAAGAGGAGGCACAAAGGCAGAAACAAGAACAGCGCAUGAGAGAGUUGGUUCGUAAAGGACAUGAUAUUUCAAAUCUUCAGAAGAAUGAAGAAGGUGCCACAAGCUGCACAAGCUCCUGCACAGCAUCUGGUAGCCAUGGCUGUGAAGACAUUAGUGAGGUGCUGGGACAAGCUGUAAUGGAAAAAGAUUCUCCAAGAAAAGACAGAGGUAUCCAAACUGAGGAUUUUGAGUUGAUUGUGAAAGUUGAACACAGUGCAGAAAUUACAGACCACAGUUCAGUGACCUACACACCAGAUACAAUUGCAGAAUGCAACACUGUGCCAAUUUCAAGGAAAUCCAAGAUGAAGCCAAAUGAAAAGAUCGCAGUGACUGAAAAAGAAAAUGUUUUAUUAUAUGAUGAUUCCUGCGAUCAAUUUGCAAAAACUAAAGGGAAAAAUGAGAAGCGUCCUGAAUGGAACACAAACAAAACAAGUAAGAGAUACAUCCCUGCUUCAGAACGCUAUCCUAAAGGCUUACAAAGAGAGAGAGAAGAGAAAAAAAUGAGAAGACAGAUGGAACUAUUGCAGUUGUUGGAAAAAAGUGUUCCAGAGCAUCGAGUGAAAAAAAAACAGCCCUCGAAAGAUCCCAUAUUAGGGAGACCACCUUCACCAGUGGUGCCAGCACUUCAAGAAAAAAUAGCUGCCUGUCUAUCAUCUCAGCCUGUAGAAAAACAAGAACUAUCUCUUCUGCAGCAGGAUGAUCCUGCCCUACAAAGUAAUUCAAACAGCAAAUUACCUGCUGACAAAGUUUACAGUAGGUGUAUAUCUCCACCUGUUCCUGCACUGAGGAACAAACCUCUCCAAAUGGAGCGGAAGGAGCUCCAUUCAAUUCCAAGUGUGAAUGAAGGUGAAUGGUGCCAAAGGGAUCUACUUUCUAAUGAAUCAGACAAUGACAGACCACCAUCAUCAAACUUUGUUCCUUAUGUGCGCACAGAUGAGGUAUACCAUUUGGAUCCUGAUGCACCAUUGUCAAGACCUUCAACGAAUGACCCACAAUACAAACAUUUCAACGUUACAGAUUACUUCCAUCAUCAAAACUAUAGCUCAGACCGUUCAAGAGAUCCUCUGCUGAACCCUGAUUUGGUGAGGAACAGGGAACGUCAGCAAGCUAUUCUCAAAGGCCUUUCUGAGCUUCGCCAGGGCCUAAUGCAGAAACAAAGGGAAUUGGAAACUGGCCUAACGUCCAGUCCUGCACAUGAAGAUGAACAAUAUUUGGCGACAUCUCAAAACGUGUGAUCACUUUGGCAAGAGAAAGAACUGCUUCAUCUACCCACCUAACCCAAAUCUGGAAAAUGUUAAGCUCAAGUUAAUCAAGUUUUUGUUUAUGCGUGAUAGCACUAGGCAGUAGUGGCAUUUUGGAAAUUAUUGUUGGCUACUUUUUUUCUUCUGUUUUGUUUUAGUGUUAUCAGCAAAGUUUCAAUAUCAACAUGGAAAAGAUGCAUCCAUGGCCAGGUGAUGCUUAGUUAUACACAAAGAAAAACAUCUUAUUAAACACCUCAGAUGUUCCAAAGUAUUCCACAUACAAUCAUUUGCUUGUGUUGACCUUUAGUCAGUACCUACAGGCCAAACAGAUUAGCUACUGUCUCACAACAAAUCAUUUAUUGAUUCAAAUGACAGGUUGCUUUGCAGUUUGGCAUUUGAAAAUGAUGUAGCUUCCAGGUUUCCUUGGGCUAUGUUUUUCUGAUUUGAGAGAAGUGGUGAGAUGUGCUGAAGGGAGUUACUAGUUACUUCCAAAUAUGUUACUUUUGUUGCCAGCACUGCUUGCAUCCUGACAGGGUUGCAUUUAUUGCCCCAAAAUUAUGCAGGUUGUUUUCGUGAACUGAUGGUGAUUUUGUCACCAUGAUCCAUUAUUAGCUCAGAAGGGGUAAAGAGCAUACAAAAGUACAUUAGCAAAGAAAAUUUCAUACUGUCAAAAUUCUGUUUUUCUUCAAGUUGACUCCUAAAUUUAAGGCAUGACAAAUGUUUGCAUUUGUGUGAGAAGAUAGCCAAAUCAAACAGGAUCAGAUUCCCCUGCUUUCUAGUAGCUAAUUAUACUUAGUAAAGUUCAGGAGCAAAAUGCUGAGAAAUCCUUUCUAUUAGAGUUAGGCAGUGUUGUUUGGCAUGAAAAGACUGCAAGAGCUCGGAGAACAUAAAAAUGGCAGAGAUAAUAGUGUGGAGCUGGAGGCUCCACAAUGUUAGCUCUGACUCCAGCAUCGGCAGUUCUUAAUAUCUAUGAUAAAAAUGGCAGAUAUAUGUUUCACAAACAAAGCAUCAAGUUUUUAAGGCACACCAUCAAAUUUGUGUUAGCAAUCAAUUUUAUAAGUUUAUAUUUAAAGGAGACUUCAAUAUUGUGCGAUUCAGUUACAAAUUUUAUUUAUGUAGAAGUACUGUUUUCAUGUUCAACAAA